Molecule: messenger RNA, 2061 nt
Organism: Parnassius apollo (apollo)
Lineage: Eukaryota; Metazoa; Arthropoda; Insecta; Lepidoptera; Papilionidae
Source: the annotation of a GenBank genome assembly
AUGCGAAGCCCGCACCGCGCCGCGCACGCUGCUCCGCACGCUGCACCGCACGCUGUACCGCACCACGCGACCGCCGCGCUACUGCUGCUCCUCGCACUCGCCAACCGCGCUGUGCACGCGGACAACGGCCUCAUCAAAGGCCAGCGCGCACCCUGCUCAAACGAAGGCGAAGCUGUUCGUCUUCAGGAUUCAAGACUCGAGCACGACUGGAGUAGCUGCUUCCGUUGCAUUUGCAAGAACGGAUUCGUGGAGUGUCGGAGCGGUGUAGAAGAGUGUGGACCGAUGGACGACUGCGCAGUCGUGAUGCCACGUGAAGGCUGUUGCGCCCGAUGCAAGGGUUGCUGGUACAACGGCACCGAGCACACCUCACACACGGAAUGGGGAGAGGACGGUCGAGUGCUGCGCUGCGAAGCCGGUGUGAUCACUAUCUCGCGGCCGGAGUGCUAUGCCCCUUGCGAACGUCCAAGACAUCAGCGGCAUACGCACUACAAUUGUCCUGUGUGCGACGAGUGCGUAAUAAAUGGUCAGCGAGUCGGAGAAGGGCGCGACGUGCGCGUUCCAGAGGAGCCAUGUCUGUCAUGUCGUUGCAUGCGUGGCACGUUGUCAUGUGCGAAGCGCGCAUGCGCUGUGCUGCCUUGCCCGCGCGCUCAGCAACACACGCCGCCCGGCGAGUGUUGCCCUCGAUGCUCACACCCCACAGCAGACAAGAUUCUUCCGAUUUCAGGUGGCUUGAUACCGAAGCCGUGCAUUAUUGGUAAAGAAUACCAUGCACACUUUAGUCGGUUUCAAGUAGACCCUUGCACGGACUGCACGUGCAUGAACGGGACCACCGUGUGCACGCGUCACACGUGCCCUGUUCUAACCUGCGGUGCUCGCGCUCUGCCGCCCCCUCCUGGGAAGUGUUGUCCAGAGUGUCCGCACGUUGAAGAAGCCAAGGCUGCUUGUGUUAUAGGAGGUGUGACUUACCAGGACGGUGAAACAUGGCAGCUAGAUGCGUGUAAGUCGUGCGAAUGUCACGGCGGCGAACCGAGAUGUGCCAUGGAGCGAUGUCCUGCUUUGUCGUGUCCUUCCGACCAAAAUCUUCGGCAACUGCCUGGACAAUGUUGUCCAAAGUGCGUUGACAUCGACGGCAUAUGUACUGUUUUCGGCGAUCCACACUAUAAAACUUUUGACGGGAAAUUUUAUAGUUUUCAAGGAUCUUGCAAAUACCAAUUAGUAUCCGAUUGUUUAAAUCAUACUUUUUCGAUCAGAAUUUCGAACGACGCAAGAAACACUACACAUUCCUCGUGGACUCGUACGGCAACUUUGCGUAUAGGUUCCACGAAAAUAAAUAUGGGGCGAAAAAUGCGCAUAAAAGUGAACGGACAGAGAGUGACAUUACCACAAAAAAUAAACAAUGUGGCCGAUAUCUCACGAAGCAAUGGAUCCGUUUUAUUGAAAUCCGACAUCGGGGUCCAACUCCUGUGGGACGGUGACGGAUUUUUAGAGGUGACUGUAUCGAGUGUGUAUAAGGGUAAACUGUGUGGUUUGUGCGGCAAUUUCAACUCGGUGGCUCGGGACGAUAUGAGAACGCGCGACGGUAGACUUUCAAAUGACCCAUGGCGGUUUGGUUCUUCGUGGCGCGUCGGCGGGCGUCGCGCUUGUUCGCGUCCGCUGGAGCGUCCGAGUGUAAGUUCGCGGUGCCCGCAGUCCAAGCUGGUGAAAGCUCGCCGGCUGUGCCGCGGGUUCGACCGAUACGAGGCGUUCGCGGACUGCCGGGGGAAAGUGAACCCGCACAACUAUCGCGAGGCGUGCGUGCUGGACGCGUGCAGUUGUUCGGGGAAGCGGUGCCACUGCGCGGCGUACCGUGCGUACGCUCGCGAGUGCACGCGGCUGGGCGCGGAGGCGCUGGGCUGGGCGCGUGCGGCCUGGUGCGAGGGCUCGCCGCCGCCGUGGCUCGGCCGCGCGCACAAGUCCUUCCCGCGCGCCUCACGACCCACCAAGAAGACGUACUUGGACCCGGCCGUGGUGCCGAAACCCUACAACAACCGCACCCGACCUCCGCCGCCCAUACUCCAUUGA